AUGGUGGCUUUGAGAACAUCGCUUGCGGCAUUGGUCGGCAUCGCGGUCUUAUCCUCUGCAUCGGCGGUGAAGAGAGAUAUGACGCCAGUUUUUGAGAAGACAAACGUUCCUGGCGCAUUCAUCGUUGAGUUCGCCGACGAUCAAGAUGGCUCUGGAUUUCUCAGUCAGCUCAAGACAGAAACCGGCGUGACCAAGAUCUCCCAGCGCCUCAACCUCCAGUCCAAGAUCUUCAAGGGCGUUUCCAUUCACGUCGAGGGCUCCAACAACGAGACAGCUUCGAAGAUCGCCGGCCUCCCGCAGGUCAAGAAACUCUGGCCCGUCCCCCUGAUCAGCGUCCCAAAGCUCGACAUCACCUGGACCGGCAAAGACAAGACUCCAUCCAAGUACAAACGCCAAAUAAACUCCACAGAUACUUGGCCACCCCACGUCAUGACGCAAGUCGACAAGCUCCGUGCAAACGGCUUCAUCGGAACAGGUCUCAAGAUCGGCAUCGUGGACACAGGCAUCGACUACACCCACUCCGCCCUAGGCGGCUGCUUUGGUCCAGGAUGUCUCGUCGAGUUCGGAUCCGAUAUCGUGGGUGACGCUUAUGACGGCACGAACGCGCCCGUCCCCGAUGCGGAUCCCUUCGAGAACUGUCUCGGCCACGGCACCCACGUCGCAGGUAUCAUUGCUGCGAUGGAGAACCCCAUGGGCUUCACCGGUGCGGCGCCUGGGGUGAAGCUGGGCAUGUACCGGACCUUUGCGUGUAACGGCCAGACGACUGGCGAUGUUCUGCUUGCAGGCGUUAUCAAGGCCUUCGAGGAUGGCAGCGAUAUCAUCACUGGAUCCAUCGGAGGUCCUAAUGGUUGGGCUGGAGAGGCGUUUGCCGUGACUGUCUCGAGGAUCGUGGAUGCCGGCGUUCCUUGCACUUUCGCCGCUGGCAACGAGGUUGGCGGUACAGAAGGCCUGUUCGGAAUCAGCACGCCGAGCACUGGCGACGGGGUGAUGUCCAUAUCAUCCUACCAGAGUCAAGGAGCGGAUAGUGAGGGAAAGGUGUCAGCUUUUACGAGCUGGGGUCCGACCUUCGAGCUCAAGCUUGCGCCGAGUUUUGGGGCUCCCGGUGCCGGUAUCUUGAGCACCUGGCCUAUUGCUCUUGGUGAUUAUGCUGAGGCAUCUGGUACUUCCAUGGCAACUCCUCUAGUUGCCAGUAUCGUAGCUCUUGUAUCUCAGGCACGGGGAACUAGGGAUCCUGACUUGAUCAAGAGGCUGCUUGCCUCAACCGCAAAGCCAAACCUCUCACAGAAUUACGGAGUCGACAACAUCGAAGCCGGCCUCGGCCCUGUGCCACAACAAGGAGCCGGCAUGGUACAGGCCUACGACGCAGCCUACACGACAUCAGUUCUCAGCGUAGCCAGUCUCUCGUUCAAUGACACCGACAACUUCAUCUCCGACACCACGUUCACUAUAAGCAACGUCGGAGACACAGCGGCAACGUACAACGUAUCCCACAUUCCUGCCUUAACCGCCACCACUCUCACGGACAUUUAUCGUCAGAGCUCUCCCGAGCUCUUCACGACGUACGCGACUCUGACCUUUGAGCCAUCCAGCUUUAGCUUGGAACCCAACGCUACCGGUGAAGUUCGCAUCAGCGUGGUUCCUCCCAAGGGUUUGGACGCCGCGACCCUCCCACUGUACUCUGGAUGGGUCGCUCUCAACGGGACCAACGGUGACGGCGAGAUCGCGCUAUCGGUCCCCUACAUCGGCGCAGCUACAUCUAUGAAGAACAUCACAGUCUUGGCUGCAAAUCGCCUCAUUUUCAGUCGCAGCGACGACCCAAGGAGCCCAGAUGUACCCGCAAACACCACAUUCCAGCUUCCCGCUCCGGCUGCGCAUCCCGACUGGGCCUUACCCUUGGCAAACACUUCGGACCUUAUUCUCCCCCUUGGAGCGUUCCCUAACCAGUUCUUGUGGCUGGUCAUGGGAAGCUCCGAGGUUCGUCUCGAGGCCGUGCCAGUCGCGUCUCCAGCGUCUGAGACCAGUUCAGAUGCCAGAGAUAACGGCCUCGGUGUGGUGACCCUUGGAAACGUAGCUGGAUAUCCCAUGACCUAUGUAAGGCCCAUUGGUUGGAUGAGCCCUUGGGAUGGUAGCUUGGCGGAUGGUUCUUGGGCGCCAGCUGGCAGGUAUCAGCUCAGCAUCUUUGCGCUGAAGAUCAUGGCGGAUAGAAGCUUGCCGGAGAGCUGGGAUCGGUAUGAUUCCCCAGAGUUCAUCAUCCGUUACGUAGAUGCAUGA
Colletotrichum lupini is the source of this 2271-nucleotide messenger RNA. RefSeq names its product subtilase. The transcript is spliced from 3 exons. The coding region runs from base 1 to 2271 and encodes 756 amino acids. The record is from RefSeq and is a predicted model, not a curated record. Gene Ontology annotation, cellular component: cytosol; membrane; cell wall. Gene Ontology annotation, molecular function: tripeptidyl-peptidase activity; serine-type endopeptidase activity. NCBI's taxonomy places the organism in Eukaryota, Fungi, Ascomycota, Sordariomycetes, Glomerellales, Glomerellaceae. Gene Ontology annotation, biological process: proteolysis.